GACCGUCAGGGCGGCGGGCCGAGCCGAGCGGGGCCGGGCCGGGCCGAGCCGAGCCGGGCGAUGUUGACCAAGUUCGAGACCAAGUCGGCGCGAGUGAAAGGGCUCAGCUUCCACCCCAAGCGGCCGUGGAUCCUCACGAGCUUGCACAAUGGCGUGAUCCAGCUGUGGGAUUAUCGGAUGUGCACCCUCAUCGAUAAAUUCGACGAGCACGAUGGACCGGUUCGAGGUAUUGACUUCCACAAACAACAACCUCUCUUUGUUUCUGGAGGUGAUGAUUACAAAAUAAAGGUCUGGAAUUACAAAUUGCGCCGUUGUCUUUUCACUCUGCUUGGGCACUUGGAUUACAUUCGCACUACUUUCUUCCACCACGAAUAUCCCUGGAUCUUGAGUGCUUCUGAUGAUCAGACAAUUCGUGUUUGGAAUUGGCAGUCCAGGACUUGUGUUUGUGUGCUGACAGGACACAACCACUAUGUGAUGUGUGCCCAGUUUCACCCCUCUGAGGACCUGGUAGUGUCAGCCAGCUUGGAUCAGACUGUGCGCGUUUGGGAUAUUUCUGGCCUAAGGAAGAAGAACCUGUCCCCUGGAGCUGUGGAGUCGGAUGUCAGGGGAAUAACUGGGGUGGAUUUGUUUGGGACAACAGAUGCAGUUGUGAAGCACGUUCUUGAGGGCCAUGAUCGUGGAGUGAACUGGGCUGCCUUUCACCCCACCAUGCCGCUUAUUGUAUCAGGAGCUGAUGAUCGACAAGUGAAGAUCUGGCGGAUGAAUGAAUCAAAGGCUUGGGAGGUUGACACUUGCCGUGGACAUUACAACAAUGUCUCGUGUGCCGUCUUUCACCCGCGACAGGAAUUGAUCCUCAGCAAUUCAGAAGACAAGAGCAUCCGUGUCUGGGAUAUGUCUAAACGCACGGGCGUCCAGACGUUUCGCCGUGAUCAUGAUCGCUUUUGGGUAUUGGCUGCUCAUCCCAACCUCAACCUCUUUGCUGCAGGCCAUGAUGGUGGCAUGAUUGUGUUCAAACUGGAGCGUGAGCGGCCUGCUUAUGCCGUGCAUGGGAACAUGCUGUAUUAUGUGAAGGACCGUUUCCUCCGCCAGCUUGAUUUCAACAGUUCCAAAGAUGUUGCUGUCAUGCAGCUGCGAAGUGGUUCCAAGUUCCCUGUGUUCAACAUGUCAUAUAACCCAGCUGAGAAUGCUGUCCUCCUCUGCACGAGAGCCAGCAACUUGGAGAACAGCACUUAUGACCUAUACACUAUUCCCAAGGAUGCAGACUCCCAGAACCCGGAUGCCCCUGAAGGGAAACGUUCCUCCGGGCUAACAGCUGUGUGGGUAGCUCGUAACCGCUUUGCAGUCCUGGAUCGCAUGCAUUCGAUCCUAAUCAAAAACCUGAAGAAUGAGAUCACCAAGAAGGUGCAGGUGCCGAACUGCGAUGAGAUUUUCUAUGCUGGCACAGGGAACCUGCUACUGAGAGAUGCAGACUCCAUCACCCUCUUUGACGUGCAGCAGAAGCGAACUCUGGCCUCGGUGAAGAUUUCCAAGGUGAAAUACGUCAUCUGGUCGGCUGACAUGUCCCACGUAGCUUUGCUGGCUAAGCACGCCAUCAUGAUCUGCAACAGAAAACUGGAGUCACUGUGUAAUAUCCAUGAAAAUAUCCGUGUCAAGAGUGGUGCCUGGGAUGAGAGUGGUGUUUUCAUCUAUACCACCAGCAACCACAUCAAAUACGCUGUCACCACUGGGGAUCAUGGCAUCAUCCGCACCUUGGAUCUACCUAUUUAUGUUACUCGUGUGAAGGGAAACAAUGUGUACUGCCUGGACAGAGAGUGCCGUCCCAGGGUCCUCACCAUUGAUCCUACAGAAUUCAAAUUCAAACUGGCAUUGAUCAACAGAAAAUAUGAUGAGGUGCUGCACAUGGUGAGGAAUGCUAAGCUUGUAGGCCAGUCCAUCAUUGCCUACCUGCAAAAAAAGGGCUAUCCUGAGGUGGCACUGCACUUUGUCAAGGAUGAGAAAACCCGGUUCAGCCUGGCACUGGAGUGUGGCAACAUUGAGAUUGCUCUGGAAGCAGCUAAGGCUCUGGAUGACAAGAAUUGCUGGGAGAAGCUGGGAGAAGUGGCAUUACUGCAGGGAAAUCACCAAAUUGUGGAGAUGUGCUACCAGCGCACCAAGAAUUUUGAUAAGCUCUCCUUCCUCUAUCUCAUCACUGGCAACCUGGAGAAGCUCCGGAAGAUGAUGAAGAUAGCUGAGAUCCGUAAAGAUAUGAGUGGCCACUACCAGAAUGCCUUGUAUCUCGGAGAUGUGUCAGAGAGGGUGAGGAUCCUGAAGAACUGUGGGCAAAAGUCCCUGGCCUAUCUCACAGCUGCAACUCAUGGUCUGGAUGAGGAAGCUGAAAGCCUGAAGGAAACAUUUGAUCCUGAAAAAGAAACAAUUCCAGACAUUGAUCGCAAUGCAAAACUACUGCAGCCUCCUGCCCCUAUCAUGCCUCUAGAUACCAACUGGCCACUGCUGACUGUCUCCAAGGGGUUCUUCGAAGGAACAAUUGCUAGCAAAGGCAAAGGGGGUGCUUUGGCUGCAGAUAUUGAUAUUGACACUGUUGGCACUGAAGGCUGGGGUGAAGAUGCAGAGUUGCAGCUGGAUGAAGAUGGUUUUGUGGAUGCUGGAGAAGGCUUUGGAGAAGAAGGCCUAGGUAAAGGGCAGGAAGAAGGAGGCGGAUGGGAAGUUGAGGAAGAUUUGGACCUUCCUCCUGAACUGGAUGUACCUGCUGGUCCAACAGGAGGAGCAGAGGAUGGAUUCUUUGUGCCACCCACCAAAGGCACCAGCCCUGCUCAGGUGUGGUGUAACAAUUCUCAGCUUCCUGUUGAUCACAUCCUGGCAGGCUCCUUUGAAACAGCAAUGAGACUCCUUCAUGACCAGGUAGGAGUCACAAACUUUGGUCCCUACAAGCAGCUGUUCCUGCAGACCUAUGCUCGUGGCCGUACGACCUACCAAGCCUUGCCUUGUCUCCCUGCUAUGUAUGGAUACCCGCAUCGCAACUGGAAGGAAGCUGGCUUGAAGAAUGCCCUCCCUGCUGUUGGACUGAAACUCAAUGACCUGAUCCAGCGCCUGCAGCUGUGCUACCAGCUCACUACAGCUGGCAAGUUUGAGGAGGCCGUGGAGAAGUUCCGCUCUAUCUUGCUCAGUGUGCCCUUGCUGGUGGUGGACAACAAGCAGGAAAUUGCUGAGGCCCAGCAGCUGAUAGCCAUUUGUCGGGAGUAUAUUGUAGGACUCUCAAUGGAGAUAGAGCGGAAAAAGCUGCCCAAAGAGACCCUGGAGCAGCAGAAGCGGAUCUGUGAGAUGGCUGCCUAUUUCACCCACUCCAACCUGCAGCCUGUCCACAUGAUCUUGGUGCUGCGCACUGCUCUCAACCUCUUUUUCAAACUCAAAAACUUCAAGACAGCUGCUACCUUUGCUCGUCGACUGCUGGAACUGGGUCCAAAGCCUGAGGUGGCGCAGCAGACCCGCAAGAUCUUGUCUGCAUGUGAGAAGAAUCCCACUGACACCUACCAGCUCAACUACGAUAUGCACAAUCCCUUUGACAUCUGUGCCGCCUCUUACCGGCCCAUAUAUCGUGGCAAACCUGUGGAGAAGUGUCCGCUCAGUGGAGCCUGCUAUUGUCCUGAGUUUCAGGGGCAGAUUUGCCGUGUCACGACAGUGACAGAGAUCGGCAAAGAUGUCAUCGGGCUGCGGAUCAGCCCACUCCAAUUCCGCUAGGGCCCUGCCCUGUCCUGGGGAGGUGAGAGGAUCAGAGGGGAACGGUCCCGUCUCACAGCAUUGUUGAAACUUUUACCUCCCAUCAUUCCAGCUCCUAGUCAAAUCUCUUCACUAUAGUUGUGCCUGUGCUGUUGUCAUACAUACUCUUCCCCUCCCAGGAAUGUUGUAAUAAGACUCUCCUCUGCUUUUGACUAAUUGCUACUAGAGAGUCUGUUUCCAGAUCCAGUUGAUGACGUUUCUAUGUACUAUUGCCUCAAAGCUACAGUUUCUCCUUCAAAAUCAAAUCUUUCCCAGAGGGCGUAAGGUGGCUUUUGCUCAGACCUGGGUACCAUACGAUGCACACUAUAGAAAAUACUUGAUAGGCAGUGACUGACUCUCACUCCUCUAGUGUUGAGACUCCUGAAAGAAGCUGGAGCAGCAGGAAGAGCUGACUCUGCUCUCAGUGGAGUGUGGCACUGUCUGGACCUGGGGCUAGCACAGGACCUGUCCCUACUCAGACAGCUCCAUUUCCUUUGGAAACGGUGGGAAAGCAGCUCAGAAUCUAACUGCUAUUGUUGACUUUUUUUUUUUUUUUUUUGCCGGAGUUUUUCAACACUAUCUACUUCUCCCUUGAAUAAAGUAAAUUGACCAUCUUGAUCCCCCUCUUCAGUAGCCCAGUUAGUCUUACUGAGAUAGAAUGGAUGUUGGAUUUCAUUUCCCCUUUACAUACUACUUUUCCAUCCCUCUUGAGCUCUUAAAACUACUAGCUUUGAGUUUUAAAGUUCCCAGAAAACAGAGACUAUAUUGCUGAAAUAACUUACUGUGUUGGCAAGGGGUGCUUCUGCUAAUUAUUAAUAUAUAAUUGCUCUUGCCAAUGCUCAAAUUAUUGUUACUUGUAACGCUCCUGUCUUCGUGUUUACCUUGUGUAGUUGUACUGUUCGGAAUUACUGUGCCCUUCCCCAUGGUAUUUAACAGACUGGAUGAUCUUCAAAGUCAGAUGCGUUGUAGUUUCCAGCAGUUACAAGGUUGAAAAAUGUAGGGUCAGGGGGAUUUUGAGGUAGGAAGGAGACCCAUGUUCUCAUAUCAGUGGGAAGAGAUCUUGGCUCCCUCAGGUAUCUGGACUGGUGGCAUAGUGCUUCCCCCUGACUUGUGCUGCAAAAAUAAAACCAUGCCUUGUGCUAGGA
Molecule: messenger RNA, 4898 nt
Organism: Rhea pennata
Lineage: Eukaryota; Metazoa; Chordata; Aves; Rheiformes; Rheidae
Gene: COPA
Product: COPI coat complex subunit alpha
Exons: 33
Coding region: 61-3735 (1224 amino acids)
Biological process (GO): retrograde vesicle-mediated transport, Golgi to endoplasmic reticulum; intracellular protein transport; intra-Golgi vesicle-mediated transport
Cellular component (GO): COPI vesicle coat
Molecular function (GO): structural molecule activity; protein binding
Source: RefSeq, a predicted model, not a curated record